UUGAAUUAUUGAAUAUACUGUCCUAUUCCGAGGUACUAGGCGACUGGCGAGUGGAGACACCAACAGAACACCAAAGCAGAGAAGGGUCUCGAGGCUGUAAAUAGGGAGAGAGAGAGAGCGAUACAGGUAGAGAUAGAGAGAGAAUCAGAAGAAGAAGAAGAAGAAGAAAGAGAGAGAAGCAGCGAUGCACCUGAUGAAUGCGUUUGUGUUGAUUCGAAUGGCGAUGAGGAAUUUUGGGGCAGAAGAAUCGGGAGAAAUAGCAUUUGGAUCGUUGUGGUUCUUCAUAUACAUCGGAAUCUCCUGUUUUCUGGUCCUCUUCGCUGGAAUCAUGUCCGGCCUCACCUUGGGAUUGAUGUCCUUAGGCCUCGUCGAGCUUGAGAUUCUCCAGCGAAGCGGAACUUCCACCGAGAAAAAGCAAGCAGCUGCUAUCCUUCCAGUUGUUCAGAAGCAACACCAACUUCUCGUGACUUUGUUGUUAUGUAAUGCUUGUGCCAUGGAGGCCCUUCCUAUAUAUCUGGAUAAACUUUUCAAUCAGUUUGUCGCCAUUUUGCUCUCUGUAACUUUUGUUCUAGCUUUUGGAGAGGUUAUUCCACAAUCAAUAUGUACCCGAUAUGGACUUGCUGUUGGUGCAAAUUUUGUUUGGCUCGUGCGUAUAUUAAUGAUAAUCUGCUAUCCAAUUGCUUAUCCUAUUGGAAAGAUUCUUGACUGUGUACUGGGACACAAUGAAGCGCUAUUCCGACGGGCUCAGUUGAAAGCCCUAGUCAACAUCCACAGCCAAGAGGAAGGCAAGGGAGGUGAACUAACGCAUGAUGAAACUACUAUUAUUAGUGGUGCACUAGAUUUAACUGAAAAGACUGCUGAGGAGGCUAUGACACCCAUUGAAUCAACAUUUUCCUUAGAUGUGAAUUCAAAAUUGGACUGGGAGGCAAUGGGAAAAAUUCUUGCUCGAGGUCAUAGUAGAGUUCCUGUUUAUUCUGGGAACCCAAAAAAUAUUAUUGGACUUCUACUGGUUAAAAGUCUUCUUACAGUACGAGCGGAAACAGAGACCCCGGUUAGUGCUGUUUCCAUCAGGAGAAUUCCAAGGGUUCCUGCAGAUAUGCCUCUGUAUGACAUAUUGAAUGAGUUUCAAAAGGGUAGCAGUCAUAUGGCAGCUGUGGUGAAGGCUAAAGGGAAAAGCAAAAAUCCUCCAUCAAUUGUUGAGGGAAAACCUGAAGAGCACAAAUUUAGUGAUGCGAAUUCUCAAAUAACUACUCCUUUGCUAUACCAGCAGGGUGAGAAGCGAGAAAGCAUUGUUGUUGACAUAGAGAAGGCACCAAGGCCAACCAUUAUGAACGGGCAAACAGCAACCAAUGUAUUGCCUCAUUUGUCAGAGGAUAUUGAAGAUGGUGAAGUAAUUGGUAUCAUUACCUUGGAAGAUGUAUUUGAAGAACUUUUGCAAGAGGAGAUUGUAGAUGAGACAGAUGAAUUUGUUGAUGUACAUAAAAGGAUACGUGUGGCUGCAGCCGCAGCUGCUUCAUCAGUGGCACGUGCUCCAUCAAUCCGGAGGUUGACGGGCCAUAAAGGAGUGGGAGUCCAAAGCAAGCAAGGACCGACACCGAAGAGGGUUAUUGAGGACGAUUUGAACUCAACAAGGCAACAAGGAAAUCUUGGUGAGCCUCUUCUCGGGAACAAGAGAUGAAUAUGUGAUACAGUUUAAUUCAUGACAUGUUGAUCCCACUGAUCGUGAGAGAAAGGUAUUCUAUUUAUGUGGCAAAAGGAACUUUGCAGUGUAUUGUAAUUUUGAAACUUGAUGAGCAGUUAAUUAAUGCAUGUAAUUUCUUAAGUUACUUCGCCAUAUUGGUUUAUGUAAAUUUGGGGACCUCGUCUAAAAUGGUAUUUUGUAAUAGAAGCAUGGUUAUUCU
This is a messenger RNA of Cornus florida, 1901 nucleotides long. Its product is annotated as DUF21 domain-containing protein At4g14240-like. The transcript is spliced from 13 exons. The record is from RefSeq and is a predicted model, not a curated record. NCBI's taxonomy places the organism in Eukaryota, Viridiplantae, Streptophyta, Magnoliopsida, Cornales, Cornaceae. The coding region runs from base 185 to 1678 and encodes 497 amino acids. Gene Ontology annotation, cellular component: intracellular membrane-bounded organelle. Gene Ontology annotation, biological process: magnesium ion homeostasis.